This is a messenger RNA of Fundulus heteroclitus (mummichog), 3604 nucleotides long. Its product is annotated as NACHT, LRR and PYD domains-containing protein 3. The record is from RefSeq and is a predicted model, not a curated record. Bases 83 to 3271 code for a protein of 1062 amino acids. NCBI's taxonomy places the organism in Eukaryota, Metazoa, Chordata, Actinopteri, Cyprinodontiformes, Fundulidae. The transcript is spliced from 8 exons. Gene Ontology annotation, molecular function: protein binding.
UGAGGAUAUGAGCAUUUAAGCACAGAGGAACCAAGCAGAGAAGUGUCUGGAUUCUGGUGUGUUGCUCUGCAGCUGAGGGAAGAUGAGCAACAAGGGGAAAGGGACUGCUUCCCCAGCAGCUGAGGAGCUGGUCCUGCGGACGCUGAAAGAUCUGGCAGACAAUGAGCUGAAAGAGUUUAAGUGGUAUUUGCAGAAGCCGGAGGCUUUGGGAGGCUUCCCAAUAAUUCCAAAGAGCCGGAUCGACAAAGCAGAUCGGACGGACACAGUGGAUCAGAUGCUGCAGACCUACUGUGAAAAUAUUCUGGUGGUGACCAAAAGGCUUUUAAGGAAGCUUGAUCGUAACGACCUGGUGAGGGUUCUGACCGGCCAAGAUGGCGAGCCCAUAUCAGAGGGUUUUGCUGAUUGCCAGUCAAGUUUCAAGGAGAGCCUUAUCAGAAAGCUGCAGGGUGCAAUGGAACAAACCAAAAAGGUUGGAAAAUCUAAGGCACAAGAGGAAAUCUAUGUAGAAAUGGAGCUGACAAUAAAAGAGGACAAAGUAUUCAGCAAAGAACACGAGAUCAGGCAGAUCGAAUCAGCAUCCAGGAAAACAGCCAACUCACAGAAAAGCAUUCGAAUUGAUGACAUCUUUAAAGGCCCCCCUGGUAAAUCAGUAAAGAAGGUCCUGACGACUGGAGUGGCCGGCGUUGGGAAAACGGUCCUAACGCAGAAGUUCACACUAAACUGGGCCGAGGACAACGCCAACCAGGACUUCCACUUCAUCUUUCCAUUCAGCUUCAAAGAGCUAAAUGCAGUGAAAGACAAAAAGUUCAGUCUGGUUGAACUAGUUCAUCAUUUCUUCUCUGAAAUCAAAGAGGCAGAUAUCCCAAAGUUUGAGGAGCUCCGGGUUGUUUUCAUCCUCGAUGGUCUGGAUGAGAGCCGACUUCCUCUGGACUUCCGUCUCAACAAGAAGGUCAGUCAGACCAAAGAUUCUGCGUCAGUGGAUGCGCUGCUGACGAGCCUCAUCAGAGGAACCCUGCUUCCCUCUGCCCACAUCUGGAUAACCACACGACCCGCAGCUGCCAGUCAGAUCCCAUCGGACUGUGUUGAGCUGGUGACAGAGGUCACAGGCUUCAACAACGCCCAGAAGCUGCAGUACUUCAGGAAGAAGUGUGGAGAUGAAAAGCUGGUAGCCAAAAUUAUGCCUUACAUCAAUGCAUCCCAAAGCCUGAAAACCUUGUGCCACUUGCCAGUCUGCUGUUGGAUCACCGCUACGGUUGUGGAAGACCUGCAGAAAAGCCAAGGGAAAGAAGAACUCCCAAAGACUCUGACUGAGCUCUACAUCAACUUCCUGCUGGUUCAGUUCAAACAGAAGGCCGUGACCGAGGCAGAGCCGCAGUGGAAUCAGUCGUGCAAGGACAAGAUCCUCACUUUGGGAAAACUGGCGUUUGAGCAGCUGCAAAGAGGCAACCUCGUAUUUUACGAACCGGAGCUUAAAGCUUCUGGUAUCAACGUUAAAUCAGUGUCAGUUUUCACAGGUAUAUUCCCUGAGAUCUUUAAAGAAGAAGGUGAAAAUAACCAGGACAAGGUGUGCCGCUUCACCCACCUGAGCGUCCAGGAGUUCCUCGCCGCUCUCUAUGUUCAUCUCACUUUCAUCAACUCUCAGGUCAACGUGCUCGGCGAAACACAGUCUUCUUGGAUGGGCAUGCUUGCGAGAGGUAAAACUAAUCCCCAGCACACUGCUGUGGAUAAAGCCCUGCAGAGGCCAAGCGGAGACCUGGACAUGUUUCUGCGUUUCCUCCUGGGGCUUUUGCUGCCAUCCAGCCAGAGUCUGUUAAAAGGCCUGGUUAAACAGAACGAGAACAACAGCCAGGCCACCGAGGAGGCAGCCAGGUACGUCAAGGAGAAGCUCGAUGCGGAUCUCUCCACAGAACAGAGCUUCAAUCUGCUCCACUGCCUGAACGAACUCAAUGAUAAUUCUCUGGUGGAGGAGAUCCAAAGGCUCAUGGGUUCUGGGCAUCUCUCUGUGGAUCAUUUGUCUCCUGCUCGGUGGUCUGCCUUGGUCUUCCUCUUGCUGGCAGAAAAAGAAAACGACUCGUUUGACCUGAAAAGCUACGGCUCUUCAGAGGAGGCUUUUAUGCGGCUGCUUCCGGUGGUGAAAACUGCCAAAAGAGUUUGCUUGAGCGCGUGCGAACUGUCAGAGAAAGGCGUCGCAGUUCUGUCUUCAAUCCUCAGCUCCAAGGGCUCCAUUCUGAAAGAGCUGGACCUGAGCUACAACAACCUGGGCGAUUCAGGAGUAACCCAACUGGCCAUUGGCCUGGAGAGUCCAAACUGUUCGCUUGAGACGCUCAGACUGAUCGGUUGCAAGCUGUCAUGGAAAUCUUGUGACACUCUGGCUACAAGUAUCAGCUCCCACGCUUGUCUCAGAGUGCUGGACGUAAGCAACAAUGAUCUGACCGAUUCAGGAGUGCAGAACAUAUGUGGUGGGCUGGAAAACCCGCAGUGCAAACUGGAAUCUCUCAGGCUCUCUGGCUGCCAGAUUACCGUGGAAGGCUGCCGCUUCCUGGCCACCGCCCUGCACACAAACCCCAGACAUUUGAAAGAGCUCGACCUGAGCUACAACGACCCCGGAGACCAAGGAGUCACUCUGCUGACCAGUGGCGUGAAGCACAAACAGUGCCGACUGGAAACGCUCAAAGUGGAGAACUGUGGAGAACAGAGGCUGAAGUCGGGUCUGAAAAAGUACGCCUGCGAGCUUGAGUUUGACCCGAACACGGCCCACAGAAACCUCCAACUGUCCGAGGACAACAAGAAGGUGACCGUGGUGAGGGAGGAGCAACCGUAUCCGGAUCACCCAGACCGCUUCGACCACUGCUGCUGGCAGCUGCUCUGCAAAAAUGGUCUGACGGGUCGCAGCUACUGGGAGGUGAAGAGGGAAGGACCUGUGAUCAUAGCCGUGAGCUACAAGCGGAUCAGCAGGAAGGGACCCACGGCCGACUGCAGGCUGGGCUGGAACGAUCAGUGCUGGAGUCUCAUCUGCAGCGACAAGCAAUUUACCUUCUGGCACAACAAGAAGGAAACGGUCCACACGCUGCUGUACUCCUCCAUGUCCAGCAGGAUAGGCGUUUAUGUGGACGUCCCUGCGGGAAUCGUGUCGUUCUACAGCGUCGCCUCGGACGAACUGCACCACCUGCACACCUUCCAGGCCACGUUCACGGCCCCGGUCUACCCGUCGUUUGGCUUUGGGUUCGGGUGCUGGGCCUACGGUUCCUCCGUGUCUCUGUGUGAGGUGUAGAUGGAGACUGAAAGGCUGGAAUGAUGUAAAGCAAUAUCUCAGUCUGUCUCAUUACAUAUUUGUUGUUCUUUCUGGUGAGUUAAAUUCAGUUAAAACUAUUUUUUUUUUUGUAUUGUGUUCCUUUUCAAGUGGAGUUUACUUACUGAAGAUGCUAAAUUAGUUAAGCAGAUCAAACUGUCUGGGGUGGUGAAGGUUCUUUCAGGCUUAAAAAGUUUUCUUCAUUGAAUCCAAAUAUUUGUAGUUUGCCUCUCAAAUGAUUUUCAUUCUCUGGACAAAGUUAUUCAGACGAAGUUAAGCAGACAAACUAGUGAUGCUUGUAUAUUUUUUGUAGUU